Molecule: messenger RNA, 1188 nt
Organism: Chenopodium quinoa (quinoa)
Lineage: Eukaryota; Viridiplantae; Streptophyta; Magnoliopsida; Caryophyllales; Amaranthaceae
Exons: 2
Coding region: 241-825 (194 amino acids)
Source: RefSeq, a predicted model, not a curated record
UUAAUUAAAAUUUUAAUAAAAAAAAAAGUAAAUAAAUAAAGGAAGAGUGAGAUUUCCAAGUUGCCAACCCAUCUUCAAUGACUUCAAAUAAAUAUUUGAAGUUAAAGUGUUAAAUUUUCUCCAUUAUUUCUCCCUCUCUUUCUUUGUUGUAUAGUUUAGUGUGUCUUUUUCUGUGUUUCUAACAAAUGAACUUGCUCUGUCAUCAAAUUCUGCUUCUUUCUUCUUCUGGGUGCUUUGUUCAUGCAAGAUCCCAAGACCUCAAGAACAAGGAAGCCUUGGUAUCGAAAAGCCUUAGAGAUGACAACCUUAUGGAAAGUAAUUGUAAAAUCACCAACAACGGCAAAUUCAGCACUAUGGAAAACCAUUAAAACCACAGAAAUCCAACCAACAACAAACCCUAGCAAACAAAAGCUUAUAAAAUCUACUUCUCUUAAAGUUGCCACUUCUUUCACAAGAGUAUGCUUAUGUGCUCCUAUUUCUUCCUACAAUGAGGUCUUCAACACCGAUGUUCCUCCUAGGAGAAGCUACACUUACCCGCGAUCAAAGCCCUUUACUCCACCACCUUCGACGAAUAAUGCACAAGAAUGGAGGAUUCCAAGUGCAAGGCAUAGCACCGAGGGAAGGAGAGUGUUUAGAGGGAAAUCAUUGACCGACGAUGUUUUAAUGAGAAGGUUUGUGGUUGAAGAGGAAGCAAUGAUGCAAGUUAGGAGGAGAAAUGAGAUGGAGAUUAUUAGAAGAAGAGCUUCUUUAAGGAGGAGAAAACUUGGGCCUAGUCCUUUAAGUAGGAUGGUACUUGCUGAAAAUGAUCAAGAGUUCUUUGAUUAAUCAACUAAACAAAAAGGGGAAAAAAAGAUAGUUUUUUUUUUUUUUGGCUUUUUUUACAUAUGAUGGGUUAAUUAGUGGUGGUUAUUGUAUUAUUGUGUUCUUCCAUAAUUUUUUUUGGUUAUAUCCAUUUCCAUGCUUUCUCUAAUUUUUUACAUUUUGAAUUACAACGACAUGAUCAACAUGAUUUGCGUAUGUUCUCUCUAUCACAAAGGUAUCAUAAGCAUGCAACUUAGGUGUUAUAUGUUGCAAUAGAAGAUCCAGAACACAAACUGUGCGGUGGCUGAUCUUGGGCCAAAAGGUUGGGGAGCCAAGUUUUGAUCCUCUAACCACCAUGCCAUAUUUUUUUUACUUCUUCCGUUACAU